GCCAUGACUGCCAUUCGCAGCAAAUGCUUCGCCCGCCUCGGCACCGCCGGUCGACCGCUGGAACUUUGGGUGGAUGCGCUGUGCAUGAGCAGGGAUUUCCUGGUGUCGCUGAUCAUCUUCCUCGCUUUGUCGCCCUUAGUAUUGCUUUCUGGUUUGUCCGAGUUUCUGUGUCCUACAUUCAGCAUUCACCACCUGAUCAUCUACAGGCAGCCUGGCCAUACGGAUAGAGAGAAGCUGGACUACGACCCCUUUGUGGCACGGAUGUGCUUCGACUGCUGCGAGCACGAAGAAGACGAUUCCGAG
This is a messenger RNA of Symbiodinium pilosum, 303 nucleotides long. The record is from the annotation of a GenBank genome assembly. Lineage: Eukaryota; Dinophyceae; Suessiales; Symbiodiniaceae.